Molecule: messenger RNA, 1556 nt
Organism: Moneuplotes crassus
Lineage: Eukaryota; Ciliophora; Spirotrichea; Euplotida; Euplotidae
Source: the annotation of a GenBank genome assembly
GUAGAAUGGAAGUUUUAUUGAGCUUAACCCUGAUCUUUGGAGUUUGUAUUGUAUUCAAAAACUGGAUAGCUGCUUUUAUAAUAAGGUGGAAAUAUUCUAAAUAUUCCAAUGUUUACAUGAGCCCAAGCUUCUCUCCGAUUCAAGGUGAGAGAGCAGUUAUUAAAGCCCAAGGAAAACAAAAGUACAGAUUUUGGCACUUGAUGGAAGUUGCUAUGAAAAAGCCAGAUUGAGAUAUUAGAAUAGUGUUCUCAGGAACAAAGCCUCUGUUCCUCAUUUACUCAGCUCAGGCAUGAAAAGAGUUUUUUAAGUUAGUUCCCACCAGAAUUGACAGGCAUUCUAACCAUCUCAAACACUUUGGGAGAAUGAAUAAAGGAGCUAUUGACCAAAUCAAAAGCAGUCCAAUGUGGAAAUCGAGAAGAGAUAAAAUUAUGAAGGUUAUCGGAAUUAACUUCUCAACAAAGUUCAUUCCCUUGAUCCUUGACUCUUUUCAUGAAAUUUCAGCUACAUGGAGGGAAAACCAAUGGUUUAAUAUAACCAAUCAGAUGAAGAAGGUUAUGUUUUCAGUGACCACAAAAAUACUUUUUGGAAAAGAUAUUCCGGUCGAAAACGCAUAUACAUAUAUUACGUCUUGUGGGGAUACUAUUCACAUUACUCUGGAGGAAUAUUUCUCUAAGCUAAUCGAAGAUCUUGAGAAAUCUUCUGCUUUAAUCAAGAAUAGACUCUGCCCUUAUUUGUCAAAGGCUGGACUCACAACAAGCAAUAAGGCGUGAGAGCAAAACAUCGAGAAUCUAUGGGAAAUCCUGCUAAAAAUUUGUCAGUCUUCAGAAGACCAGGAUUCAGUCUUCAAGCAUAGAACAAAUGUAUGAUACGAUAAGAAGAUAGUCCUCAUGGACAUCAUAACUGUCUAUAUUGCAGGCUAUGAUCCAACCUCCCAUGCCUUAGCAAGCAUCCUUUUUAAUAUCAAGGCCAAUGAGAGAGUCUUUACCAAGGUUAUGAAGGAGGUGAAGAGCAAUUACGAUAGAAAUGAAAAAUCGAUCGAUGCAAAAAGAAAAAUGUUAGACUCUUGUGAAUAUCUUGAUAUGACAAUAAAGGAAUCACUGAGACACAGUAAUCCUGCUUUCUUUUCUCUUGGCUACAAAAGCUUGGAUGAGAUCUCCAUCUGUGGGGUUACAAUUCCAAAAGGAGCUACAAUUUUUCAAUGUUUGCAUGCACUUCAUUAUAACUCAAAUGAGUGGAUAAAUCCAAUGGAAUUUAUUCCAGAGAGAUUCGAUCCAGAUAGUCAUUAUUUCACAACACCAAGUAGUAAUGGUACAAAACAAAGAAGUAGAUACAGUUAUAAUCCGUUCUCAACAAAUCUAAGGAGAUGUCCUGGAAAGAACCUCGCAAUGCUUGAACUCAAGUUAAUAGUUGCUGAGUUUUUAUCAAAAUUCAAUUAUACCAUCUCCCCAGAACAGAUAUCUAACAAAUAUCUCAGAUUUUCCCUCAGAUCUCAAUUUUCCUGAAUUAUCUCCAUCACUGGCACCAUUUAACUAAAAAACAAUUUGUCAUAAUUCAAC